Harpegnathos saltator (Jerdon's jumping ant) is the source of this 3457-nucleotide messenger RNA. Its product is annotated as hemicentin-1. Bases 540 to 2612 code for a protein of 690 amino acids. NCBI's taxonomy places the organism in Eukaryota, Metazoa, Arthropoda, Insecta, Hymenoptera, Formicidae. The transcript has 13 exons. Gene Ontology annotation, cellular component: cell-cell junction; plasma membrane. The record is from RefSeq and is a predicted model, not a curated record. Gene Ontology annotation, biological process: cell-cell adhesion. Gene Ontology annotation, molecular function: cell adhesion molecule binding.
GCGUGUGUGCUCCGAGUGAAGCGCGAAUUAACGCGCGACGGGGAUGACCGCGAGGGCCGUUCAGGCGCGCGUGAUACGACGGUGCGGGCGAGGGCACGCGCGGAAAGGGGCAGAGGGUGCCGGCCGGUUAUCAGAGGGGUCGGAAACGCGGAAGCGCGCCAGUCGACGGCGAGACUUCGCCCGCGCAGCUUCACUCUUUCUCUCUUACCAAACCCACCACCACCCCCCAUCUCCUCUCGUCGUUGUCUCCGUCCAUCGUCUGUCAGUUCGCAAUAGCCCUCUCCCCCCGUGAUACUCUCUAUAUCUUUCGUCGCGCGAGUCGGAUAUAAAAUUCGCUCAUUUUUGCACGUAGCAUUUCUCUCUCGCGCGGAACACCCGGCCGAGAGUGAAGACGAAAGUCACGUGGCGAUCGCGUGGACAACGCGGGUGAACAAACACCGCCAGCGAGAGCGUCAUCGUUCGGAGAAGGAGAAGAGUGGAAGAGAAGAAGAUAUCUUCGCUUCCGGGCCGUUGGAUGUAGAAAAAUCGAGGAACACACCAUGACGAGGUCGACGCGCCGAUUUCUACUCUUACUGCUGCACACGCUGAUUGGCGUUUGCCGCGGCAUCCAGCAGUUCGAGGACGAGCCGCAGUACACCGAGGUCAAUCCCGGCCAAGACGCGAAGCUGGUGUGUCGAGUCCUUGGGAAGAGGGGACAAUGCAUUUGGCAGAAGGAUCAAAAGCCGAUAGGCAUGCACCUGAAGAAGUACGAGUGGGUGGGCUCGCCGGACAUGGGCGACUGCUCGCUAUGGGUGCGAUCCGCCACACUCGAGUUCGACGACGGGCUUUGGCAAUGCCAAGUGACCGCGAGUGAUUUCACGACGCAGGACGCGUUAGCAUCCGAACCAGCGAGGCUGGUCGUCAGAGUCAGCCCUCAGCGACCGCAGAUAGAGUACGCCGACCGUCUAAUUCUCCCCGGCAGCAACGUGACAGCCCGAGCAGGUGAGAUCGCUACGCUCACUUGCAGAGCGCGGUAUGGGAAUCCUUCGCCUCUAAUUAAAUGGUACGUGGGCGAGACCGAGCUGAGGACGCUGAGGCCGCAGGUAAACUCGACCGAGGUAGAUAAUCCGCGCACUUGGGCGACCUACAGUAUUUGCGAGAUUCUGGCCGAGCGAUCACGUUACGGCCAGCCGAUCAGAUGCGUCGCCAUCCAUCCAGCGUACGCCAAUCCUACCAUGUCCUCCAGCAUCGAAGUGAGGUUCGACGUGCGAUACGCGCCGGAGACGAGAUUAGUCGGCGUCCCAACUGGCCAGUUGGAGGAGGGUCGCGAUCAACUGGAGAUCCGUUGUCUCGCCGACGCCAAUCCGCCGGCCUCGAUCCUCUGGAGGAAAACGAAGAGCCCCGGUGUGACGGAGGUGGCCAGUAUCGGCGAGACUCUGCUGUUCUCGCCGAUUUACAGAAACCACGCGGCCGUUUACCUCUGCGAGGCGUCCAACAUCGAAGGCGAGAGCAGCCCGGUGUCGGUCCAGGUGUCCGUGAACUAUCCACCGACAAUCAGCGCGGUUGGGCCGGACCGGCUGACCACCGCGUUAUUGUAUUCCGGUGCGUCCUUUGAGUGUCACGCUGACUCCAUGCCGCCGGCCGAGUACAGAUGGGCGCAGGUAUUCACGGACGGCCGGAUGCCAUUGGAAUGCGGCACAGGGCAGCGAUUGAUCCUGACGAACGUGACGUACGAGCAACAGGGCCAGUACAUAUGUCUCGCCUCCAACAAGAUCAAUGGGAACGUCAGAGAAGUUAAAAGCGACCCUGUGUCCCUGCAAGUGGUCGGCGCGCCACGGGUGGUGAAGCCGGCCAUCACGGAGAAGUUCGUCGUGGCGACGACGGAGGGUAGCCCGGCCAGAUUAGAGAUCAGACUGUGCUCCGACCCGAAGCCGCGGCUCGUAGCUUGGGAAUGGGGCAGCACCAGACUGCACGCCGGUGAGGUCCUGGAGCCGCGCUACCGCGCACUCGAUCUAGAGCCGUUGGCUUCGGAGGACUGUUAUAUAGCGAUUUUGGAGCUGACCAGCACGGUGAAGGAGGAUCAAAGGCUGUAUCACGUUAUCGUGGAGAAUGACCGCGGCAGCGACAGGCGCGCGCUCAUGCUGAGAGUCGACGAACCCGGUCAGAUCCCGCUCGUUAUCGGCGCCGUAGCCGGAUUCACGGUGCUCUCGGUACUGAUAAUGGGAUUCGUUUGUUUCCUACGUUCGGAUAGGUGCUGCGUGGCCAGAAACACGGUGCCGACGUUGCAGCAAGUGCAUUGUACAAAGGCUUCCAACGCGAUGAUAGAGGAUCCACGCUUGGCGGUGGAUACGAUGGAGCGUACGAGUCAGCAGUUCGUCCCGGAGAAACGAGCCAAUCACGUUCUGAAGCCCGUCCCGUCGCAGCAAUAUCAGCAGGAGUGUUAUCAGCAUGACCCGCAACACCAGCAACAACAUUAUCAGAGGCAUCAUCAUCAUGGACAACCUCACGGACAAUACACGUUGCAGGGGGAGCAGCUGUUUCUCAAACCCGAUCGCUUAGCGACGUUGAAGCCGCAUUGCAAGAGCGAGAAGCCGCCGCAAUAUACGACAUUCAAGCCGAACUCGAACAACUGAGGGAACUUUACUGCAUUUAUUUUGUAUCGAUAUACACGCUGAUGUGAGAGAGAGAGAGAGAGAGAGAGAGAGAGAGAGAGAGAGAGAGAGAGAGAGAGAGAGAGAGAGAGUGCAGAAGCGAGAUAGCAUAAGGCUGAAUGAGAGAAGAAAGUGACACAAAAAUGACACGAAAUCAAAUACUAAAGCUGUAGUUUUACUUCUAUCAUCGUCGAUUAUUACAUGUAUGGAUUAUAAUUUAAGAAAAGCGCGUACACACACGGUAUAUGCAUGUAAUAAUUAUAAACGACUCGAGACGAGCGAAUUCGUCGAUGACGACGACAAUGACGACGACGACGACGACGAAAACGACGGAAACUACGAAAUCUUUCACGAAAUAUACUGCCAAAGAACUCCUCUAAAAUAAGAUACGCGAUCGACAUGAUCCCCAGAACCAAUUGAGAAACGAGAAUUAAUGCGAGAAUUAAUGCGAGGUGUCCGUUUAUAACGCUCACGGCGAUUUUAAUAAAGCAAUGAUUUUCAUCAAUCGCUAUUUUUAUUAGCGCUUUUUGAGGGCAGGUAGCGCGCAUCGUCCGCGAGCUUGCAAAUACGUGAGUCUAACAAAAAUUCUUCUUGUGCGUAAAUACGAAGGAAACUAGAGUGCAAGUUUUUAAAACGUAACGACAUGUUUUCUAUCAAGUCGUGUUCAUCUUGAGCUCGUGGACGAUACUUGACCGUUGCUGAGAAGUGAGACUUUCAGUUGCGUCGAUUGCUCUCACAAUGGUUUUGCAGCGUUCUCAUAGACCGAAUUGCCAUUGAUCGUAAUAUAUACAAUAUCGAACGUGUUUGUUAUAAAAAUAAACUUACAA